Messenger RNA from Ustilago hordei, 645 nucleotides. RefSeq lists its product as uncharacterized. The transcript has 5 exons. Gene Ontology annotation, cellular component: ESCRT III complex; multivesicular body. Lineage: Eukaryota; Fungi; Basidiomycota; Ustilaginomycetes; Ustilaginales; Ustilaginaceae. Gene Ontology annotation, biological process: vesicle budding from membrane; late endosome to vacuole transport via multivesicular body sorting pathway. The coding region runs from base 1 to 645 and encodes 214 amino acids. The record is from RefSeq and is a predicted model, not a curated record.
AUGGGCGCAACUAGCUCCAAGGGUCCAAAGAUUACACCCCAUGAUCGAGCUCUUCUGGACUUGAAGCUUCAACGAGACAGAAUCAAGCAAUAUCAAAGAAAGAUCCAAACCAUCCUCGACCGAGAACAUGAGAUUGCACGACAAUGCCUAGCCAAAGGCGACAGGUCCAGAGCCUUGACAGCAUUACGCAGCAGGAAAUACCAGGAGAGUUUGAUACAAAAAACCCAUUCGCAGCUCGAGACGUUGGAAGGCCUGGUCUCUUCAAUCGAAUUCUCGCAAAUCCAACAAUGCGUUAUGCUAGGCUUACAACAAGGUAACGCAGUCCUUAAGCAGAUUCACAAAGAGAUCAACCCUGAAUCUGUCGAGCGAUUGCUGGAAGAAACUGCUGAGGCACAGACUUAUCAAAGGCAAAUCGACCAGAUGCUGGCAACUCAAAUUACAGCAGAACAAGAAGAUGCCGUACAGUCCGAACUCGAAGGGCUCCAACGCGAAGCAGCCAUCCGGAUCGACGAGCCACAAAAGACAGUCGAGUUGCCAUCCGCACCAUCAACCCAACCCGUCUGGAAGCAACAGGAGCAAGAGGCAACUCCCCAAAGUCAACCAGCAAAACCAAGGCUCCAAGAGAGACAUGCUCUCCUUGCAUAA